Solea senegalensis (Senegalese sole) is the source of this 2344-nucleotide messenger RNA. Its product is annotated as ADP-ribosylation factor-like protein 8A. NCBI's taxonomy places the organism in Eukaryota, Metazoa, Chordata, Actinopteri, Pleuronectiformes, Soleidae. Gene Ontology annotation, molecular function: GTP binding; GTPase activity. The transcript is spliced from 7 exons. Gene Ontology annotation, cellular component: lysosomal membrane. The record is from RefSeq and is a predicted model, not a curated record. Bases 332 to 895 code for a protein of 187 amino acids. Gene Ontology annotation, biological process: anterograde axonal transport; protein transport.
UGUGCGUCGUCUUGACGCUUUAACGAUCAAAAAAGGCGUAGCUAAAUGAACAUUGCUGAAAACACAGAGCGGACAUUAACGCCGGAAAACACCGACACUUUCGAGCUGCUCGUAGGUUCCGUCACAGUCAGUCGGUGCUAUUCGGUGCUCCGUUACCGUCACUGACUCUGUCUGUGACUGUCAACGUUCGGAAAUAACGAAAAAAACAACAGAAACGCCGGGGCGUUAGCCAGCUAGCUAGCUAGCAUAGCCACCUAGCCGCCGCAUCAGUAGCAGCAGCAGCAGCUAGCCUUAGCUUUGGCAUCAGCAUCAGCCGCGAAACGAUAUAAAGAUGAUAGCGCUCAUCAACAAACUACUGGACUGGUUCAAAGCUCUGUUCUGGAAGGAGGAGAUGGAGCUGACGCUGGUGGGACUGCAGUACUCCGGGAAGACCACCUUCGUCAACGUGAUAGCGUCCGGACAGUUCAGUGAAGACAUGAUUCCCACAGUUGGAUUCAACAUGAGGAAAAUCACCAAAGGCAACGUCACCAUCAAGUUGUGGGACAUUGGUGGUCAGCCUCGCUUCAGGAGCAUGUGGGAGCGUUACUGCCGAGGAGUCAGCGCUAUCGUUUACAUGGUGGACGCGGCCGAUCCAGAGAAAAUCGAAGCCUCUAAGAACGAACUCCACAACCUGCUGGACAAACCUCAGCUGCAGGGAAUUCCUGUUCUGGUUCUGGGUAAUAAGAGGGACCUGCCAGGAGCUCUGGAUGAGAAGGAACUCAUAGAAAGGAUGAACCUGUCGGCGAUCCAGGACAGAGAGAUCUGCUGCUACUCCAUCUCCUGCAAGGAGAAAGACAACAUCGACAUCACCCUCCAGUGGUUGAUCCAACACUCCAGGACUAAGAGGAGUUCCUGAGAGCAGAGACACGCCCCAAACCGAACUGGCCACACCCCCACCAAACUUAACACAUCCUCGCUCUUUGAUCAACUUCACCCCCAACACAUGUCACAUGACCUCAAACUUAUUAACCCCUCUCUUUCCCCUCAUUUAAACCCCUCCCCCCUCAUUAUGACUCUGCCCUCCACAGAUGCACUGAUACCACUGAGGUUUUGUUUCUAGAGAGAAUGAAAACAUCGCAACUGUUUAACGUAACGUCUACGUUUUCCUGAUGUUUUUUUAAUGGCAGGCUAAAUUUUUCUACGAGAGAUCGGCGCAGCAGCGAUGAUGAGCGCCCUCUGCUGGUCAAUCAUCUGACUCUGAUUGUUUUUAUGAAGUAAAUGUGAAGACCGUUAUUAUUAACAGUAUUAAAGUUGAUCGGGUCAGAAAAAUAAAUCUCACCAUUUUUAAACUUAAGUCUCUCCUGAGCAGAUUUGUGUCGUUUUAUUCUGAAAACAGGAAGUUGGUAUCAGUGUAUCUAUUUUACAAUGAAACUAAAUAACAGUUUUAUUGCCUUCAUAACCGUAAACUGCCACAAAUGUUUUUGUUUUUUACUUUAAUGGGCAAAAGUUAGCCUGGUUAGCCUGUUAGCUGGAGCGAUUUAGCAUUGUGAGGUGGAGCAAUGUUAGCAAAGUUAGCUGGAGUCUGUUUGCUUUGUUAGAAGAGCCUGUUACCCUGGUUAGCUGGAGGCUGUUAGGCACUAGCCAAUUAAGCUAAUCGGCUCUUGCUAAAUGAGGUGUUAGCUCAUUUAGCUUCCAGCUAUUUUAGCUGAGGCUGUUGGUUAAGUUAGCUGGAGGCUGUGGGCCCAGUUAGCUGUUAGCUCAGUUAGCUGGAGGCUGUUAGCCCAGUUAGCUGGAGGCUGUUUUGUUGAUAUUCUUCCCUUAGAUUUUUUUUCCCCAUGAACCUUUAAUCUGAAAUUUCAUCACUUCCUUUUUUAUUCCUGUUUUACUUCCGUCCAUCUUUUCACCUGCAUAAUCCUGAGAAGCUCCACCUCCUCCCUCAUCUGUUGUAAACUGCUUGUCCUCUUUCUGUCCUGCUGUCCUUCCUGUUCUUUAUUAUCUCUCUCUCUCUCUCUCUCUGUCCUGAGUGAGGGACUCUGAUCUUUUUAUUGCACUGUUGAUUUUGUUUUUGUAAAAUAUUAAUGAUGAAAAUAAUGUUAAUAACCAGAUUUAAUGAAGUGGUACUUUCAACUACAGGAGGACUGAAGUCUCUGUAAGAAGCCUUUUAUUUGUUUUAUAUUAUUAUUAUUAUUGUUAUUAUUGUUUUUUAAUGUCGUUUGUUGAUGUGAUGACGCUGGGACAUGAGUCAGUGAUUGGACCAGAGCCGUCACAUGAUCAGGCUGCAGUGUUUACAUCGUCAUGUGGUAUUAAACGCAGAAAUGUCAUUGGUCAAAACCCGCAUAUUAAAAAGUUUUUAUUUAAAAAUCAA